This is a messenger RNA of Biomphalaria glabrata, 6527 nucleotides long. Its product is annotated as transcription factor kayak-like. The record is from RefSeq and is a predicted model, not a curated record. Bases 226 to 1458 code for a protein of 410 amino acids. Gene Ontology annotation, cellular component: nucleus. The transcript has 4 exons. Gene Ontology annotation, molecular function: RNA polymerase II cis-regulatory region sequence-specific DNA binding; DNA-binding transcription factor activity, RNA polymerase II-specific. Gene Ontology annotation, biological process: regulation of transcription by RNA polymerase II. Lineage: Eukaryota; Metazoa; Mollusca; Gastropoda; Planorbidae.
UGUGUACCUAUAUAUCUAUGUAUAUCUAUCUUUUGGUGUCACGCUAGUCCUAUAUCUCGCAGCCCGGUCCUAGUCAACUGUUAUUACCUCAGUUAGGUGUCGUUUCGUACGGAUGGUAAAGUGAAUUUGGGGCGAAGUUACGUAAAAGCCUGCGGCAUACGUUCGCAGGUAGUCAUUGUUUUCUAACGGAUACUAGUGUGAGCAGUUCACUGACGCAACAGAAACAUGACCUUAACCUUAAACAACGGACACAUCAAAGAAGAACCCAUUUCGCCCCCACCUUCGUCCACCAUAGCUCCAAGGCACAUGUCAGGGGCGUCCUUCUUUGACAGGGGUAGCAGAGAAUCAAUAAUCACACCCAGCCCGCCGGCGGGCACCUACAACUAUUACCCGUUUCCGGUUCGAGCAAGCUCCUACAACAGCGGGUCCGAAAGUCAAGGGUCGCCAUCAAUCAACAAGUCAAAACUAAAGAACAAGAUCCUGGAUCGAAGGCGGGCCAACGGACAGGAAGAAUUUGGGCCGCUUUUUGAGGAAGAGAAACACCACGAGCUGACUCAAGCAGACUUGGAAAGACGAGAACGUCGCCGCGAACAGAACAGGCGAGCGGCAAAGAGGUGUCGGAAUAAGAAGAAAAGCAUGCAGACAGAAAUAAGCAAGGGGACACAGGAGCUUGUCCGGGCUAAUAAUGAUUUACGUAAAGAGAACGAAAUGCUCAGGCGACAAAUUGAACAGCUCAGAAACAUUAUAGACGAUCACUGUAGAUCGGGAUGCUGUUUCCUUAUUGGGGCAUCCACGCCUUACGAGCACACUCAUUACACUGGCUCCCCCUUCGACACUCAGAUCUCCAGCGCCAUCACUGGUGCACAUUUAGCCUUGAAUAACGACCUACCUCCCCAGGCUUCAGCGGCGACCGAGUUACCCAGCGAGAAGACUGUCAAUUCGCUGCCGAGCUUGGAUUUCUUCAAAACGACGAUACCCCUCAGUGAUAUAGGAAAGAAUUUAGAUAGUCAUAAUCAAGGUAAUUUGCCGAGUUGGGAUUUGAACAAUAUCACAUCGGAUUUACCUGCACUUGCCGCCGAGUUCAGUGGCUUCCCCCUGGAAAACAACGCCGUGAAACUAGAGCAGCAUCAGCCUCACAUCUUCCCAGCAGUGCAGCAAGGCAUCAACGAUCAGCGCAGAAUGCCGUGCAUAGACCCCAACCUAGUUCAGAACGUCGCCAAGCUCCCUCAAGUUAUCACCCUUGUCAGCGACGACAUCUCCACCCGUCCUCCCCUUUCCAGCGCCACUACCUCCUAUGACGCCAGUCAAUACGGGCUAAGCUCCUCCCCUUUCAGCCACCAACACAGUGACCCCCACGCGCAGUUCUAUUACGACACGAAGUCGUUCACGUGCGCCCAGGCGCAGCUCUGGCAGAACGGAGAAGAUCUUCCGUUUUACCAAUCAUCGGAACACAAUUAAACUAUGUAGAUGGAUGAUGUACAUCUAGGUCACACAGGGUCUAGAUUUAUAUAUUUCUUAGGUUCGGAAUUUCAUUAGGCUUCAACCUGGCAACAUUCAAACAUUUUGAAUUCAAUCGAUCCGGUUUCUUCUUCAACUUUUAUAUUAUUGUAUAGUUAAGCUAUGAUUGGAAUCGAAUUCUAAUGAUUUUUAUACCCAUAUAUCUAGUAUAGGCUACUUUUAGUGUAUAAGUGUGUGUGUGUUUUUUUUAAACCAUUCAUUUUGAUUACUAGUAUUAUUAAUAUUAUACUACAUUAUUCUUAUUUCGAAAACAAACAUCAUGAAGGUUCCACGAUUUGAAUAUCGUUUUGUCAGGUCUUUAAGGGUGUGUCAGCUUAAAUUCAUUAUUUCUGUGUUCUGUAUUCCUAGUGCAGCCACACCCGUCCCUUCCCCCCGACUAUAAGAUAAACACAACUGAUAUUUGGACAACUUUGCUGUGUACAUACUAGAUCUCUACUGACUCUUACACGUGCGUCAGUGUGCUAGGGUGUGAGUAUGUGUGUGUGUGUGUCAGAGCGAAUGGUGUGUGCUCUUGCAUGAUGUGUUCCGGGAGUACGCGGGGGCGUGAUACGUGUGCUAGACUGUUUGCCAGCAUGUCCGUGUGUGUGUGUGUGUAACUACACAUGUGUAUCUCAGUGUGUGCGUGAUAGCCACUUCACUGAUAUUUCAACGUUUAUCUGACUUGUACAUACUUGGCACUUUAUAGUUGAUACGUGUCAUUGCAAUCACCACUAUUACUGUAUUGUCUUCCGUUCUAGAUCAUAUGCAUAGACCAUAUACAUCGUACAUAUACAUAGACCAUGUACAUAUGACAUUAAAUACACAUAUACCAUAUAUAUAUAUAUUUAGACCAUAUACAUACGACAUUUUAAUUUUAAUCAUUUUGUUGGUCAUAAAAACACACCUGGUCGCGCGGUUUGUGCGCUGGACUGCCGUUCGAAUUUAUCGAUGGUCCCGGGUUCAAACCCUGCCCGCUCCCAUCCCCCGUCGUCCUGCUGGAGGUUUCGACUAUGGAAGUAAACUAUCUUCAACUCUGAAGGAACAUCCGAAACAUUUAAAACAUUUUACCAAACCUUUUACCCAUUUAGGCCGCCCACCAUCCCUAUCAUUCAUAGGGAGAGAGAAAAAAAAAGUCACGGCUUCCUGGUUGUAUUGUAUACACUCUGUAUGGUAGAUCUGUAUGUGUACGAUAUACUUCUGUAUGUGUAUAAUGUACGUCUAUGCGUGUACGCUACACAUCUCAUGACAAAGCCUACUUCACUGGUGUAUAUACUUUCAGAGAGUGGUGGUCUCCUUGUAUGUUUAAGACUAGCUCUAUAAGUCAACACUUAUAGAGCUACCCUGCCAGGACAAUCUAUCUUUUAAAAAAAAAAACAAGUUAUGCUGACUCGUUUGUUUCACCCUAUCUCAACCCUUCUAGACCAAUCUGUAACCCUCCCCACCCCCCAUCCCCCAUCUCACAUAUGUACUUGGUAAGUAAUUCCAAGAUCUCGCCUGGUCUAGAUCCAGAUAUAGUAACCAAAUCGACCUGGGCUCUAAACGGAUAUUCCCCAAAAACAUUCCUUUUUAAAACGAGUUUUUUUAACUUACAUAUUCUUUCCCCUCAAGUGUUUCAAUGUUGAUAUAGGUCUACGUCUAAGUAAACCUUGGGAAAGAAACCCAGAUUUACUUUUUCCUGCUUGAGGCGUUCCAGUUAUUUCUUUCUUGCAACAAUAGCCGUAGGUGCCUUAAACCGACUGUUCUUUACACUCGUCCAUUAAGUAUUAAAAUGUAUAAGCAUUCAGCUGGCUGUGUGUGUUUGUGUCGAGAGGGAGGGGGUUUGAACCUGAUGGCUAGGCGUGUCCUGGGGAGGGUGAGGGGAGUAGACAAGAGUCAUUAUUUUUAAAAAGUGUUUUUUAAAAAAUGUAGCUUUUGUAAGAUUGUAUUCCCUAGGCUAACGAAACAAAUUUGUUUGUUUGUAACAGAAUAGGUUGGUUUGUGACAAAUUAGUAGGAAUGUCUGUGACAAACAGAAUAGGUUGCUAAGUGACAAACAGAAUAGGAAUAGAUUGCUUUGUGACAAAUAAAUAGGUCUGUCCGUGACAAACAAACCGGAUUUGUCACAAAAUGGAAAUAUUUUUCCAGAAAAAAAAAAUGGCAUGACUUUCUGGUAUCAAUAGUCUUGCAUUGACUUAAUCAAACUUGACUUUGUUCCGUGGGGUGUCUUAGGAAAGUGACAAGACUUAGCAUGUAGAUCUAUUGAGUUGACCUAUAUAUUGCUUGACAAGCUUGAAGGAUAGGGGGGGGGGGGCGGCAGCUUUGUCGACUAGAGAAUUCGAUAAAGUGGACGGCUGUUUAAUUGAUCGGGCUGUCCUGUUAGAUGCUGUUGAAGCUUGCAGCUAGUUGUUUGAUCUUGUAACAUGAAACAUAUGUAGGUAGAGGACCAAUGAACAGCUUGGUUUUAAAACCCUAGAUCUAGAUCUUUAACAUUGGAAUACAUUUUGGGCAACUCUUAAACGCUGAAGACGUUGUGUCAAGCCUUGGGCGAGUGAACAGUUUCGUGCCCCACUUUCAGAUUCACAGAAAUCUUAGCAACAAUAACUCACCAGAAAUACAAUAUUGUAACUCGCUUUUUAAAGCAAGUCUAUUGUGACUCGGUUUUUUUUUUUUUCUAAUUUAUCUGUUUUACAAAAAAAGUCUAUUCUGACUCGGUUAUUUUUUCUUAUCUAUAUGUUUUACAAAAAAGUCUAUUAUAACUCGGUUAAAUAACUCUAUUGUAACUCAUUUUUCAUUUGAAGUCUUAUGUAACUCGAUUUUUAAAAAAAGUCUAUUAUAACUCGGCAUACAAAAAUUUCUAUUGUAGCUCGGUUUAAAUAAAAAGAAUUGUCGAUUGGUUAAAAAUAGCCUUCAUAAAUAAAAGUCGUAACUGUAUAAUUAUUUUUUUUUUCCCAAAGCUUGACCUUUGACAUCUGUCCCACCCCAACAAUUUCUCGAAAACAUUUUCCAGAUCUUACAUUUAAAAAUCAUUGAGUUUUUGUACUUUGAAUAUUCUCGACCAUAUGUAAAAAAUGUUUCUUUGCUAUUAAUCAUGUAUAUGUAUUAUUAUAUGACGAGCACACAUAUGAAAGGAUAUGGUCGACGUAGACUAGUUGACCUUAACUCUGUAGCGUGUGGACAUCUCAUUCACAUUAUAGGAAUUUUGUUGUCAUGUAUAGUAAUUGUAUUAUAUGACCAUGUUAUUCAUUGUAUAUAAAUUUGGGUCUUUUUUUUUUUUUUCUCUUAAAACUUGUUGUUAUAUUGCUGGGUCUGAGGUAACAAUCUGUUUGUGAAUUGUGGCUUCUGUAUGGGCUGUGAAUGGGUGAACAUGGCUUUAGUACAUUCCUUUUAUGUGUAUUUAUUAUAAUUUAUGCCUCUAUAAAUGUUAUUUAUACAUUUCGUUUUGUUGUUCAUAUUGACUGGUAUACUAAUUAACUUUCUGUGUAAAUAAUUUAACUUAGGAAAAAAAUAUAAUAAUAAAAUAACUAAAUAAAAAAGUAAAUUAAAUAAAUAAAACUAGAGCCAAAAAAAAAAAACAACUGACUAACUACUGACUGACUGACUGAUGCUUCUAUCUCGAGAUUGGAGAUAUCAAACUCUUGUAUUCUAUCUAUUGUAAGGUGACUGAAUUGAAUACAUAAACCUAGACAAUUCCAAUCAUUGUGCACGACAGACGUCCCGACAUCUGAGGACAUUCCAAUUUGUUCCGUCAUUUUUUUUUUUGGUCUCAUGUCUUGUUAAUAAUGUAUAUCUCACGCAACCCAACAGCCUUUCAAAAAAUAUGCAAGGGUCAGUUUUUUUUUUGUUUCUUUUCUAGCUAGCGGCCAAAGUGGUCAGGUAGUUAGUCAUUAUAAUAAAUAAUGAAUGUUUCUCUUGUUCUGAGUCUUUUACGACUCGCCAUUCAUAUACAUGUAUACCAAUUUUAAAACAUUAAAAAUAUUGAAUGUUAAAAACUUGAUGAACAUGAAAACGUUCCAGGUCCGGUAAUUUCUCCGUUUGAGUCAUGAUCAAAACAACUUUCUCAUUUCUACGGGUCUCUCUUUGAUUUGCUAGUAUUCUCAUUGUUCUAUUCCAGUGGUUCUCAAUCCUAGUCGGCCUGUGGGACAUCGACAUGUCAGGCCCGUGGGCUUCAGAUCGCGGGGACCGAAAGAACUCUGGUUUAAUAAUGUAUUGAGGGCGGGAGUUUCGAGGUGCAGGAUAAGUGUAGAGUCACGGGCUGGGGAGGUCCCGCGGGUCGUACUUUGAACAUCAUUUUUUUUGUUAUCCACUAAAUUAUAUUUUAAUUCUUAAGUAUCAUUAUUUAGAUAACUUUUCUAUUAUGUACUGUUGGUAAAUCUUAUAUUUCAUCAGAUAAACCUUUUUUUUUUUACUUUGUCACAUGCCAUUGUACAAUUUUAUAACUCUUUGAACUUUUCCUCAAAAACAUUGUGAAAAAAAAAAACAAACAAACCCAAGAACCCAGCCAUAUUGAUAUUAUUUUGAUCUUCCGUGAACACACUUAUUUGUUUCCUCACUCUUCUGAGUUCAACUUUUUUUUUAUUUGACGUGGAUUCAUACAAAUCCACAACAGAAACAAGCAAAUCAAAAAAACAAACUAUUUUUUUUUGAAAUUUAUGUUAAGAUCUUAACGAAACAAAAGAUCAAUUAACACACAACUUCCUUUUUGGGUGUGAAAAAGUCAUGUGCUAAUUAAUAAACACGCUAUCACCCCCUAGUCAUAUUUUGAAAAAUGAUAUUGUGUAUUCUUUUUUUGUCUUAAUCUCACCUGUAAUGACCUACAUUCAAAUCUCACCUGUAUUGACCUAGUUUCUGCUGAGAAACAAAGCCGUUGUUAAACUUUGAUUUUUUUUUAAAUUAUUUCUUUUCUUUUUUUUUUGUUUUGUUUUUAAUCUCAUUUGAAUGUAUUCUCAUCUACACUAGUCAUAGAUUGUUGAUGUCAUGCCUUACCAUGGAUAAUGGUUAUCAGUUGAAACAUGCAAUACCCGCAAUAAAUCAUUUUUUUUCUUGUACAAAAUU